CUGUUGUCAGCGCCGGCCAUGGGUUGCCCGCCAAGUUUGUGAUCCACUGUAACAGCCCAGGCUGGGGCUCAGACAAAUGCGAGGAGCUGCUGGAAAAGACGGUGAAGAACUGCUUGGCUCUGGCUGAUGAAAAGAAGCUGAAAUCGAUUGCGUUUCCUUCGAUUGGCAGCGGCAGAAACGGCUUCCCAAAGCAAACGGCUGCUCAGCUGAUCCUGAAAGCCAUCUCCAGCUAUUUUGUGUCCACAAUGUCCUCUUCGAUCAAGACGGUGUACUUCGUGCUCUUUGACAGCGAGAGUAUAGGGAUAUACGUGCAGGAAAUGGCCAAACUUGAUGCCAACUAAGUCCAGAAAGCUACAGUACCAGCCCCCUCUCCUGCCCAUCGCCCUCCCCAGACCCUUAACUCAUUGUGACGCAGAGCAUCCCUUAUUUUACAUUUUGCUCAUCUAGGGGAAUAAAGGUGGGCUUUUUGUUGGGGUUUUUCCUGUUUCGUUUUGGGGGCUUUUGUUCGUUUUGUUUUGACUUUCUGACAUGUUUUACGCUGGCACUGAUAGUUGGCAUUACUGCUGUUAAUGCACUGUACACCAGGCAUCGUCUGAACUUAGUGUAAUCUAGGAGAUUUUAUAGUUUUAUUUUAAUGAAGUAUGGAUCGACGCAGAAAGCCGUUAGGAGUCCGUAGUCUUUUACUUGUGAAAGAAACAGGCCGACCCUAUUUUGUAACUGUGUUGUGGUGCUUUAUCAAUACAUUGAGUGGCGUUCCUUUCGUUUUUUAAAAGAACAGAUGCUAUAAACCUAAUUUGUGUUUGUUUAUUGUCUUAAUGAUAAACCUGAAAGAAAAAAAAAAUACAGAAACCCUCUUGUCCUUAAUUAUAUUUACAAUUUUGAAAUUGUGUGAAUUGAUUUAGUAAAAUGUUUGAACUGUU
Messenger RNA from Eurypyga helias (sunbittern), 920 nucleotides. Its product is annotated as core histone macro-H2A.1-like. The annotation marks the transcript as partial. The record is from RefSeq and is a predicted model, not a curated record. Lineage: Eukaryota; Metazoa; Chordata; Aves; Eurypygiformes; Eurypygidae. The transcript is spliced from 2 exons.